Hippoglossus stenolepis (Pacific halibut) is the source of this 1359-nucleotide messenger RNA. Its product is annotated as transmembrane protein 236. The record is from RefSeq and is a predicted model, not a curated record. The transcript is spliced from 4 exons. Lineage: Eukaryota; Metazoa; Chordata; Actinopteri; Pleuronectiformes; Pleuronectidae. Bases 1 to 1155 code for a protein of 384 amino acids.
AUGGGCUCGGGGGGUACGCUGAAGUUCGCCGUGUGCGAGGUUCUGCAGUUUGCAGGCCUGUGCGUGCCGCUCUUCAUCGUCAUGCAGAGGUUCGCCGUCAUCGUGGCGAGGGUGAAAACCUCGGCGCAGCCCCCUGGAGACGCCAGCACGGCCUACUGGUUGAUCGUGGCGUCCUCCAUCGCCUACGUCACCUCAACUGCCCUGCUGGUCUGGGUGCCCCUGAAGUACAUGGUCUUCGUGAAAAAGAAGUUUCUCAUUGGGAGGAAGAAGUGGAGGCCUGUUGCCCUUGUAUAUGUGGUCCUGUCCACAUUGCCCUGCUUUGCCUUCCUUAUCGCCAGCUCUGAGGUCCAGAUAAAUAACAACAUGCAAUAUGAUAUGUUCACGGAGCUCCCUGUGUCGCUAGUCCUCUUCUCUCUCAUCUGUAUUGACGUUGUGGAGAGGAUACGCCACUGCAGACUGACGGGCCAGGCUAAUGACAUGGAGAGAGAUGCUGACAUUCCCUCCUCUGUCCUCACACAUGUGGAGCAGGUAACACCAGUGACCCCUAUCUCUCCAGCUGUGCCAGGGCCAGCUGUGCCCGGGCAAGGUGGUUCCACUCCGAUGCAACCAGGGGCAAACCAGCUCGGGGACAGGAACCAGAACGGAGCAGGCGCUCGACAGGAGACUAACGGGAUGCCAGGCAACCCUGGGAGACCAUUUAGUAUCUCUGGAUUAAGCUCACCAUCAGUGAGCAGCACGGCGUACCGCAUGUCUCCGUACUCCUACACGGGCCCACUGAGGUUCCUGAGUGCCAGCGACGCCCGAGCGGACGUGUUCGUGGACAGUUUUGUGUUCUGGUUGGAUACGGUGGAGAUGGUGCGGGUGGCAGGACACCCCCUGGUCUACCACUCAGGCUGGGUGUUCCCCAUCUAUAUCUUCAGCUACUUGUCCUGCCUGCGUGUGGUGGUCAUGCCCCACAGCCCCUUGCUUUCCUCACUAGGAGUGGCUCUGCAGGACUUGCCCUUUUUCUUUGUGCGCGUCGGCCUCAUUGCCUUCUUCGGCUUCGUCACACCCAUCCUCUAUCUGAUGAAGAACUUGUUGGUGUGCCUGGCCUUUGUCUACUUCAACUUCAUGACCAAGCUGAGGGUCUUCAACACAGAGAGGAUGUUCUUUUAAAACCAACGUAAACACGUAGCAGGGGCAAUAUGUUGGCACUAUAGACUGUGAAUAAACAUGGACUACGUAUCUCCACUUCCUCCUAGACAAAUUAUUCCAUUUCAAACGCUGCCAUCUUGCACACCCUGUGAAAAAACUGUCAUUAACUGAAUUAAAACAGUUUGCACCUCACAAUAAAGUUCUUACAUUGAGAUUUGUUGAUAA